Molecule: messenger RNA, 562 nt
Organism: Manis pentadactyla (Chinese pangolin)
Lineage: Eukaryota; Metazoa; Chordata; Mammalia; Pholidota; Manidae
Gene: BLOC1S1
Product: biogenesis of lysosomal organelles complex 1 subunit 1
Exons: 4
Coding region: 97-474 (125 amino acids)
Biological process (GO): endosomal transport
Cellular component (GO): BLOC-1 complex
Source: RefSeq, a predicted model, not a curated record
GUGACCCUGUGUUCACGUGACCCUGCCGGCGCGAGCGGAGGUGCGUGUCCCCGCUCCCGGGGUCGAAGGGCCGGACGUGCGCAGCCCUCCGCAGCCAUGCUCUCCCGCUUGCUGAAAGACCACCAGGCCAAGCAGAACGAGCGCAAGGAGCUGCAGGAGAAGAGGAGGCGAGAGGCCAUCACUGCAGCGACCUGCCUGACAGAAGCUUUGGUGGAUCACCUCAAUGUGGGUGUGGCCCAGGCCUACAUGAACCAGAGGAAGCUGGACCAUGAGGUGAAGACUCUGCAGGUCCAGGCUGCCCAAUUUGCAAAGCAGACAGGCCAGUGGAUUGGGAUGGUGGAGAACUUCAACCAGGCACUCAAGGAAAUCGGGGAUGUUGAGAACUGGGCUCGGAGCAUUGAGCUGGACAUGCGCACCAUUGCCACCGCACUGGAAUAUGUCUACAAAGGGCAGCUGCAGUCUGCUCCCUCCUAACCCCUCUGCCCUCACCCCCACACCCUCCUACCUCCCCCAUGGGAGCAGGAGGGAGUCUGACAGGCCAUGAAUAAAACACAAACCUCCA